AAAUCACCAUCAAUGAGACGACCUAUGCAUGCCCCAAUUUCUAUUUCCCAGGAAGGCGACACGGCAUCGCGUAGCAGCAAUCGCUCUAUAUAGAGCUCUGCUGUCACGAUGCACGUCCAUUCCACUCGCCGAUGAGAACCAAAAGGAAUUGAGCAACGUCGUGCGCCAAAAGUUCCGCAAGAACCGGAAACUUCAAAGUCCAUAUCAAAUUGGGCUUGCUUUCCGCGCUGGAUAUGAGACUCUCGACCACCUCGACGCUGCCUCUGCUGGCAGCGAGAAAAGCACCAGCUUCAUACAAAAGCUCUUAGAAUCACUCCCGCCUGGAAUCAAACGGCCUCCUCCCAUACGCCGACCCGCCACUCCGAAGCCCACAAGCCCUCCCAAGAAGCCUGUCCUCGAUGUCCGCCCCUACGCUCAACUGUCAGGGCCCCGACACAUUCCAAAACUAGCAAGUGCGAAUGGAAUACCCUUCCUCCGCCUGACGAAGCCCCAGCCGCCAACGCUCACCCGCGUGAUACUCCAAAAGAUGAAGAGGAACAACCAGAGGUUCGACGAUCGGGUUCUGCUUGGGAACUACUACAUGCCUCAGGCGGAGCAGGAGGACGAGUGGGAUGCCAUCUUGCUGAGGAAUCUAGGUGUUUCGAAGGAUGAGGCGGGCGCUGAUCAUAUACAAUGGGUUAAUGCGGUUGCUCACGCGACGCGCAAGAAUCUGAAGGAGUUUAAUAGAAACACGUCGAACACUCUGCGGCUUAGGGAUAGGAUGAUAGAGAUUAUAGACAAGGAGACCGAAUUGGCAAAGGCGGAGGGUCAGGAGGUAGUCCGGGGCAAGAAGAGCAAACAGAGUACGAAGAGGGUUGCUAGAUGAAUGAAUGAUACCCAG
Messenger RNA from Aaosphaeria arxii CBS 175.79, 880 nucleotides. RefSeq lists its product as uncharacterized. The record is from RefSeq and is a predicted model, not a curated record. NCBI's taxonomy places the organism in Eukaryota, Fungi, Ascomycota, Dothideomycetes, Pleosporales. The transcript is spliced from 3 exons. Bases 29 to 865 code for a protein of 278 amino acids.